Molecule: messenger RNA, 4328 nt
Organism: Xenopus laevis (African clawed frog)
Lineage: Eukaryota; Metazoa; Chordata; Amphibia; Anura; Pipidae
Gene: reps2.L
Product: RALBP1 associated Eps domain containing 2 L homeolog
Exons: 20
Coding region: 85-2184 (699 amino acids)
Biological process (GO): endosomal transport; endocytosis
Cellular component (GO): cytoplasm; plasma membrane
Molecular function (GO): calcium ion binding
Source: RefSeq, a predicted model, not a curated record
UUCCAGCUGUAGCUCAUGUUGAUAAAACACAGGAAGAGAGUGACAGGGAGCAAAGUAAAGGGAAACCAGUGACCUCCGCCUUGUAUGGUACAAGCAAGGGCAGCUCAUGCUGAAAGCUGGCUAAUGGAUCAAACACCCACAUUGGGGCCAUCCGGCCAAGCAGCUGGGGGGCUGCAUCUGCCCAUGAGUGAUAAGGAACAAAAGUGCUACUCUGAGCUCUUCUCCAUGUGCCAGGCUGAGGGAUCUGCAAGGCUGGCAGCCGGGAGCAGCAAAGUGGGUGAGCUGUUUAGGGCGUCUAAGCUCCAUGCAGAUACCUUACACCAGAUUACAGAGCUGUGUGGAGCUAAACACGUGGGUUACUUUGGGCCAGCUCAGUUUUUUAUUGCUUUGAAAUUAAUUGCAGUGGCACAAACAGGACUACCAGUCUGCUUGGAAAGCAUCAAAAGUGAAUUGCCCCUUCCUCGAUUCUUCUUUAUGAAGUCCUUAACUGACGGUGACCUAAAACAUGGAGUCCCAACAGCAAUAACAGAAACACAAGGACUGAACUCUGCAGCAAAAGAGAAAAGUUCUUUUAAAAGCAGCGAUGAAGGAGAAAAACAGUCAGAUACAAAGACUAUUGUAUCGCCUAAGAAAUCUCCCCCAAUAUCACCUCAAAACUAUGGACACAGCCUAUUUCAAAGCAGAAGUGACCAUCACAAUUCUGCAACAGCAGCAACAGCAGCAGCAGCAGCAUACGAGGCUAGACAACCUUCACUACUUCAGCAGGAUGGACACUUGCCACUGAACUAUGAAAACCAGCCUGCACCUCUGCAGCUUUCACUUAGCCGGCUUUCACUUUCAGCUGAAAGAGAAUCACUGGACGAUUCUAGUAAUUACUCUGAGGACCUCUGGAGGAUAACAGAAGAGCAACGAGAGUAUUAUACUAACCAGUUUUUAACACUUCAGCCUGACCUAAAAUCCUUAAUUUCUGGAUCUGUAGCAAAGAACUUUUUUACCAAAUCAAAGCUCCCCAUUUCAGAACUCUCGCAUAUAUGGGAUCUUAGUGAUGUAGACUGUGAUGGAGCCCUAACACUGGCUGAAUUUUGUGCUGCUUUUCACCUCAUUGUUGCAAGGAAGAAUGGCUAUGAGGUGCCAGAUACACUGCCCCGAACUUUGUUGGCAGAAAUUAUUCAAGCAGUUUCAUUAAAGCCGAUUUCUGGUGAUGCAUACGAGGGUUGUCGUGGAACAAGCACAGUUUGCCAGAUCAGAAAAGAGCUAGAAACAGUCUGUGAGGACCCUGCAACAUCAGAACCGCUGAUUCUCUUUGAUGAGGAAACUAGUGCUACUGAGCCAUCCUCUGCAGCAGCACCAUUAAAUCAGAAUGAACUGACACAAGAUUCAGCUGAGAAUGAUAAACAAGGCUCAAAACUAAGUUUCCCUUCAGUAGAAGUAAAAUCCUUCAAGUCUUUUAAAUCCAGUGUCCAUCAGGAAUCAUACACGCUUAAAACAAGGCCAAGAUCCAGAUCGUAUUCAAAUACAUCAAUAGAAGAAACAAUGAAGAAAGUUGAAGAUCCUCCUACACCACCUCCAAGGCCACAGAAAACACAUUCAAGAGCUUCUUCCUUGGAUCUGAAUAGGAUAAUUCAACAGAAUUCGCCAGCUGCUCGAGCUGGCUGGGUUCCACCCCCUGCUUUACCACCCCGACCUUGUAUAUCACAGAAUCCACAUCAUACCUCUAACACAGACCAAAAGAUGCCAAUCCAACAGCCCAAUUUUGCAGACUUCAGGUCACAAGAACAGAGGGAGCGGGUAGCAGAGAUUGAGUUACAUCCCCAGACGAAUAAAAUGCUGCCGCAGACAGAAGAGAGCAGUCCUGCCAAAAAAGAAAUCUUGCUUAGCCAGCCUCCAAUGAAACCAUUAAGACGCAAAUUUCUCACCGAAAGUCAAGUACUGGAAAACCAUGAGUUGUCAUCUGUAUCAAGUGUGACGUCAUCUGUUGCAUCACUCAAGUCUCAUCCUUCAGUUCAAAAGCAGCCUUCCAAAAGGAAGAAAGCUAUUCAGACAGCCAUCCGGAAAAACAAAGAGGCCAAUGCUGUGCUUGCCAGGUUGAAUAGUGAACUACAGCAACAACUGAAGGAAGUCCACCAGGAGAGAAUUGCCUUGGAAACUCAGCUUGAACAGCUACGUCCUGUUACAGUCUUAUGACCAUCCAAGAGCUUGCAAAAAAGCAGUAGAAACACUUGUAAAAGGAGAGCUAAAUGUGCACAUAUUUCAAUACCUCCAUUUCUGUGUCGUGGUGCUGUAAGGCCUUCACGCUAUAGACUUUUGUGUUGUUUAAUAGCAUUGGGGAGAAAGUAAAUGUUUCCUGCUUGUUUACAAUGUGUACAUACUGGAACACAUGCUGGCAGUUGCAGCAGGCUGCAACUUUUAAUUUUACAGUUAGUGAAGUCAAACUCAGAUCAUCAUGAAUAAGUGGCAGCAAAAAGAAAUGUUGUAGCUGUGUUUAUGUUGACACAAAAGUCUGUUGUGUGAACAAGUCUUAACAUUAACAACAAUGUAAUCAAAAUUGUUUUUAUUUCCUGUUGUCUAUUUAAUACAAGAGAGCAAAAACAGUGUUAAAGUUAAUGUCCUUCCUUUUAUAGUACACUGACUGUGUUUUGGUUGAAAGACACAAGAUUUUUUCCUUGUUGAGUAACAUGCAUUUACAUAAAGAAGCCAAGUUGGCUUGAAAAGCAACUUUGGCUGACACCCGUUCUUCAGAAUUUCUCACAGCAUUUGGGUUGUGGGUGAUGUUUGACAGCUGAUUCUUGGCAGGGGAAAUGGCGGAGAUAGCAUUUCUAUUUUUUCUCUUCAGAUCUGCUUAAUUGCUGCAAUUUAUAAAUGGUGCUUUCUCCACCAUUGUGUAUACUAUUAUUUGCAGUUUUCCAUCUCAGGCAUUAGAGGCUCAAAUUUGAUGUGCUGGAUGGAGCCUCCAACAUGGCAAUAGUUAGUUUAAAAUGACUCGUAGGCAUAUUAUUAUGCUUAUGAGUACUGGAAAAGAUGGAGGUUUAUUAAGCACAUUAUACUGCAGUUUUCUCAGUAGAGAAAAAGUACAUUAUUCUCAUUUAUCAAGGGCUACUUGAGUGCUUCAGCAGUUAUUUUUUUUUUGUAUUUAAACUAUCUGAUAAAGGGGCUGCUAGAACUUUUCAUAUGCGUUUCAAAAAGAGAGGUCUGCACAGUCAAUACUAGACCCUCAAUAAUGUGCUCUGAGCACAGAAUAUUAGUAAUGUAUUUAUUUUACCAACAUAUUUUGUUGUGCUGUACCAUUAAUUCUUGAAGACACAACCAGACAGAAACAAAACAGUUAAAACCAAUAAAACUGGACAAUGUCAUUCAUCAUAUCAACUGCCCUCUUUUGACUUUAUUUCUUAUGUAUUUCUCCUUAUAUGUUCAUGCUUUACUUAUAGCAUACAUGCUGGAUUUUACCACUGUUUGCAAACAUGGGAAGUUUUAUAACUGAAAUUGACAUUAAAAACACAAUGAAACAAAUGUUCAUGUGGUUAGCAGGCCUUACAUGUGAUGGUUUACAAUCUAGUGGUUGGGUCACGAUACUGCUAUGCGAAGGAAUUGCGAUGCUGGUACCAAUGGUUUGCAAAAAGCUCCUACAUGGACAGAUAGUGGUAAGGACAGUCAAACUAAGUGGACUUCAAAAGAAGAGAAUGAAAGUGAUAUAGCCCUUGAUUUGGUAACUUAUAGGUCUUCCUGUAUUAGAUAGUAUUGUCAUGGUCACCAAGCUAAUGCAAGCAGCAGAUCUUUGGAUCCAAAGCCACCAGAGGGCUAGAAUUUGACAUACCGGUGCAUAAACCAGAUAUUAUGAAUCAUGUGGCACUCUUGUGUUUGAACUAUACUCCCUUUGCAUCUUGGGGGAUUUUUCUGGUCAGCACUGGAGGGCAUUAACUCCACCCCUUCUCCUCCCUUUUUCCCUCUAUUGCCACUUAAAGUAUUGAAAUGUUUUUCAUGUCUGAUAAUGUUAUGGAUGAAUUUAAUGUGCUAGAUAUGAUGCAGUUACUUUAAUGUCCAUGAAUGUUGCCUUAUUGCAAUGCACAUGUAACAUAGUAUGUAUGGUUGAAAAAAGACAAGUUCAUCAAGUUCAACCUUUAAUGCGUGUAAUGUGUUUUGUUUUAUAUAUCUUUAACCAACUUAAAACACAAGGGACCUUUAGAUUUAUAUAAAGAUUUGCAAUAAGCUAUGUUAUAUACAUAUGUACUGGAAGAAAAUGUUUCAUUGUAUUAUUUAUCCCUGCAAACCUAUACAAAUAAAUACUGUUAUUUAAAUAACCGUGGCUCAUAUAAUAAAACUAGUAAGCUCUA